Molecule: messenger RNA, 972 nt
Organism: Pseudophryne corroboree (corroboree frog)
Lineage: Eukaryota; Metazoa; Chordata; Amphibia; Anura; Myobatrachidae
Product: protein rtoA-like
Exons: 2
Coding region: 1-972 (323 amino acids)
Source: RefSeq, a predicted model, not a curated record
AUGACCAGCCCAGUUCUCAGGAAUUCUAGUUCCAGCCCUGUUUUCAGCAUUUCCGGUUCCAGCCUGGUUCUCAGCAAUUCCGGUUCCAGCCCUGUUCUCAGCAAUUCCGGUUCCAGCCCUGUUCUCAGCAAUUCCGGUUCCAGCCCUGUUCUCAGCAAUUCCGGUUCCAUCCUGGUUCUCAGCAAUUCCGGUUCCAGCCCUGUUCUCAGCAAUUCCGGUUCCAGCCUGGUUCUCAGUAAUUCUGGUUCCAGCCUGGUUCUCAGCAAUUCCGGUUCCAUCCUGGUUCUCAGCAAUUCCGGUUCCAGCCCAGUUCUCAGUAUUUCCGGUUUCAGCAAAGUUCUCAGCAAUUCCGGUUCCAGCUCAGUCCUCUGCAUUUCCGGUCCCAGCUUGGUUCUCAGCAAUUCCGGUUCCAGUCCGGUUCUCAGCAAUUCCAGUUUCAGUCCUAUUCUCAGCAUUUCCGGUUCCAGCCCAGUUCUCAGCAUUUCCGGUUCCAGUCCGGUUCUCAGCAAUUCCGGUUCCAGACCAGUUCUCAGCAUUUCUGGUUCCAGACUUUUUCUCAGCAAUUCCAGUUUCAGCAAAGUUCUCAGCAAUUCCGGUUCCAGCUCAGUCCUCCGCAUUUCCGGUCCCAGCCUAGUUCUCAACAAUUCUGGUUCCAGCCCGGUCACUAGUAAUUCUGGUUCCAACCUGGUUCACAGCAAUUCCAGUUCCAGCUCAGUCAUCAACAAUCCUGGUUCCAGCCCGGUUCUCAGCAAAACCAGUUCCAGCAACGUUACCGCUCCCAGGAACCAACCACUGCAGAGUAUUCGCGGCACUUUACAAUUAAACGACGAUGAUGGUACAAUGAGUAAGAUAAAUGUUGCAGAAGCUGCAUGUGACUCUUGCAUGUCUCUGUUCCCAAUGCUUAUCACCCUCACGCACCAGUGGGAAAGGGGCUGCACUCUGCUAAGCCCUAUUUGCUUCUGUCCUCGUUGA